GUUACAUUGGCAGGAUUGCGUAUAUAACAAUCAAGAUGCGACGCCUUAUGGACUUCAUUCUCAGGCAGAAGCAAUCGACAGUUCCAUACUAAGAACAAGAAUACAAACUAUUAAGCUUAAUACUUUAAUCCAAACCUUGUCUAUAUCCACUCACCCAAUCGCUUCAAACCUCCUUCACAUCCUUCAAUAUGUCCAACAACUCAGGCAACAAUGUUCCCACAACCUCAGACUCCCAGGUAGAUUCUACCAAGUAUAACAGUUCCAAGGUCGCCGAUCCCGAAACUGCCUCUAUUGCUACCUUUUCCUCGUCAGCGCCCCUUUUCAAAAAGGCCCAAAAGGAAAAGAAUGGAACGGAAAUCGAUGCCAAGAAGCUCCAGGAACAGGCCCUCAGGUCACAGAUUCGAUUCAGUAUGUAGUCGACGGAUUCUCGAGGUCUGGGACAUGGUGCUGAUUUAGAAAGCGGACUGAAAAUAUGGUGGAGGGCACAGGCACAUAAAUGUAAAGGGGCGAAGGGUAUCUUUUGUUUAAAUGCAG
Messenger RNA from Fusarium oxysporum Fo47, 534 nucleotides. RefSeq lists its product as uncharacterized. Lineage: Eukaryota; Fungi; Ascomycota; Sordariomycetes; Hypocreales; Nectriaceae. The transcript has 2 exons. The coding region runs from base 189 to 416 and encodes 75 amino acids. The record is from RefSeq and is a predicted model, not a curated record.